AUGCGACAUUAUCACGCAUGCGGCGGUUAUUUUCUGCUAUUAAUCCUUAUGAUAUUAACCAUCGAUCAGGCCAUUCAACAAUCGGAAUUUGAUUAUAAUUAUAAAAAUAUUUAUGGUGAAAAUGUGAAAGCUAAUGAUGAUAAUGAUGAUGAUGGCGAUGGUAACAUUAUUAACGAUGAUAAUAAUCAGAAUAUCGCUCCAUUUCAGUAUUAUGAGGAUUUGGAUAAUACAAAUGAUAAGGCUUACAUUUUAUUGAUCUCAAAACCAAUUGGACAAGUGACAGGGCUUGGAAUUAAUUCGCAAGGAUACCUUUUAGCGUUUCACAGAGCUAAUCGAGUAUGGAAUCAAUGGUCUGAUAAGUCAUUUGAUAAACAUAAUAAAUUCAAUGCAAGUCUUGGGCCAAUAAAAAAUGCCACUAUUUAUAUGAUUGAUCCACAUUCUGGCACUGUUAUGAAAGAAUUUGGCCAAGGCAUUUUUUACAUGCCACACGGACUAACCGUGGAUAGCAAUGAUAACAUUUGGGUGACAGACGUUGGAUCACAUCAGGUAUUCAAGUAUGAUAAAAAUUUCAAAUUGCUGAUGAAAUUGGGUGAACAUUUGAAACCGGGUUCUGAUAAGAAACAUUUUUGUAAACCGACUGAUAUAGCGGUUGCUCGUAACGGACAUUUCUUUGUGGCUGAUGGUUAUUGUAACAAUCGAAUCAUGAAAUUUGAUGAAAAUGGCAAACUGUUAGCAGAAUUUGGUCAUUUCAAUGGUUUUGGUGAAGCAGCAGUCGCUAGUCAAUUCUCGAUACCCCAUUCGAUAGCACUUAUUGAGGAUUUAAACUUGAUUUGCGUGGCGGAUCGUGAGAAUCAACGAAUUCAGUGUUUCAGUGCCGGCAUUGCGGAUGAACAACGAGCUUUACCAACUGGAAUGCUAAUCACUAAAGCGGAAAGUGUUGGUCGAAUUUAUGCCAUUCGUGAAAAAAAACACUAUUUGGUGGGUGUUACCGAAUCAGACGGUGAAGGAAUCGAACCACAAUUAUUUGUGUUGGAUAUGAAUAAUGGAAAAGCGAGCACAUUUGUAAAAGGAAUCGAAAAUGCACAUUGUUUAGCAAUUUCGAAUGACGGUAUCGUUUAUGUUGGCCAAUUGGAACCCAAGCAAAUCGUUCAAAUUUCACUGCUUGAUCAGUAA
Messenger RNA from Acanthocheilonema viteae, 1173 nucleotides. The record is from the annotation of a GenBank genome assembly. NCBI's taxonomy places the organism in Eukaryota, Metazoa, Nematoda, Chromadorea, Rhabditida, Onchocercidae.